UGUGGUUGAAUAACAUUACAAGCUAGUGAUAAGUUGUAAAUAAACGCUUGAAUCCCAUAGAAGUAAUGAGCACGUCAGUUCAUUAUUUAGCUAAUUGCUGAUCGAUCGGUUAUGGCAGCUUCUUUGUUGCAGCAUCGUCUUAGUGUGUGUCGGAAGUAUGGUAGAGGUUUAGCGUGGACUUGGUCAAGGCACAACUGUCACAUAUUAGCCAACAAGUCGACCUCCAGCGACACUGUCCUCAAUGUGCUGCUACGAUGCAACAGUGCAAGAAAGAUGCUUGUUGCAAUAUCCAAGAGGACUCUAACUGGGCAGCCUCGGAAUAUAAUCCAGCAUCUUCUCCGCAGACCGCUGCCUCCUGACAUGGUUGGCAUCAGCCAAGAGUUAAUCAGGAGCAACCUGUUGAAAAAUCCUGUUGGCUUGGUAAAUUUGCUAGGGGCAACAAACUUCUUCAGUACAUCUCAGUCGAAACAAACAGAAAAUAAAAGUAAUGGGCUGAAAGGAAAAACACCAGAGGAAGAUGAAGAGGAGAAGAAACGACGUGAGCAGAAGGACCAGAUGCACCGAGAGCGCCUGCGAAUUCUUUUAUUUGUAGGGAUCAUCUCGCUCGUGAUAAACUUCAUAAACACCAGUGGUGGGAACAUCUCGUGGAAUGACUUUGUCAAUGAGAUGUUGGCUAAGGGAGAGGUGUCGCGUGUGCUGGUGGUUCCCGAGAGUGACAUUGUCGAAAUUUACCUUCACCCUGGGGCAGUUAUCUUUGGGAGGCCUAGGAUUGCACUCAUGUAUCGGAUGCAGGUCGCCAACAUUGACAAAUUUGAGGAGAAACUGAGAGCUGCUGAGGAAGAGCUGAAUAUCGAUACAAAAGACCGGAUACCUGUCUCCUACAAACGCACUGGAUUCUUCGGAAAUGCUUUAUAUGCCCUUGGAAUGGCGGCCAUCGGCGUGGCUAUUCUCUGGUAUAUCUUUCGUCUGGCGGGCAUGGGUGGCAAAGAGGGUGGCUUCAGUGCGUUUAAUCAGCUAAAGAUGGCCAAAUUCACCAUUGUGGACGGAAAGUCGGGGAAAGGUGUGAGCUUUAAAGAUGUCGCAGGCAUGCAUGAGGCAAAGAUGGAAGUGAAAGAAUUUGUUGACUACCUCAAGAAUCCUGAACGAUACCUCCUUCUGGGAGCAAAGGUUCCAAAGGGGGCACUGCUGCUCGGCCCCCCGGGGUGUGGGAAGACGCUACUGGCAAAAGCUGUCGCCACAGAGGCUCAGGUGCCAUUCCUGGCAAUGGCAGGUUCAGAAUUUGUAGAGGUCAUAGGAGGUCUCGGUGCUGCCAGGGUGAGGAGCUUGUUCAAGGAGGCUCGUGCCCGUGCUCCCUGCAUUGUCUACAUUGAUGAGAUUGAUGCUGUAGGGAAGAAGCGCUCCACCAACAUGUCAGGCUUUUCCAACACUGAGGAGGAGCAGACCCUCAACCAGCUGCUGGUGGAGAUGGACGGGAUGGGAACAACAGACCAUGUGAUUGUCCUUGCGUCCACUAACAGAGCAGACAUAUUGGACAAUGCUUUGAUGAGACCUGGAAGGUUGGACCGGCAUGUUUUCAUUGAUCUACCAACCUUGCAGGAGAGGAUGGAAAUAUACGAGCAACAUCUGAAGAUCUUGAAGCUUACUCAACCAGCAAACUUCUACUCAUUGCGUCUCGCGGAACUCACCCCUGGAUUCAGUGGUGCUGACAUUGCUAACAUAUGUAACGAAGCUGCCCUGCAUGCUGCCAGAGAGGGGCGCAAGUCCAUUGAUACUUUGAACUUUGAGUAUGCAGUGGAGAGAGUAAUAGCAGGAAGUAUAAAGAAGAGUAAGAUCCUUUCCAAAGAGGAGCGGAGGGUGGUUGCCUUCCACGAAUCGGGACAUGCUUUAGUCGGGUGGCUGCUUGAGCACACAGAGGCAGUCAUGAAGGUGUCCAUUGCCCCUCGGACGAAUGCAGCCCUUGGAUUUGCCCAGAUCCUGCCUCGUGAUCAGUUCCUGUUCACCAAGGAGCAGCUGUUUGAGCGCAUGUGCAUGGCCCUGGGAGGAAGAGCUGCAGAAGCCAUUACCUUUAACAAGGUUACAACAGGAGCUCAGGAUGAUCUGCGUAAGGUGACACGCGUGGCCUACUCUAUGGUGAAGCAGUACGGCAUGUGUAACAGUGUCGGUCAGGUGUCAUUCCCUGAAACAGAGGAGCAGGGUGCUGUCGGGCGUCGGCCUUUCAGCCAAGGACUGCAGCAGCAGAUGGAUCACGAGGCUAAGAUGUUGAUAGCCCGUGCCUACCGUCACACAGAGAAGCUGCUGUUGGACAACAGAGACAAGCUAACAGUGUUGGCCAGUGCUCUGUUGGAGCGGGAGGUGGUCAACUACGAUGACAUCGAGGCUUUGCUGGGUCCUCCGCCGCACGGGCCAAAGAAGAUGAUCGUGCCACAGAGCUGGGUGGAAGCUGAGCGGGACAAGCAAGACUCGGGAGAAGACGAACCACAGCCACCUUCACGCCGACGUGGCGAAGAAGACAUGAAUCCAGACUUGGUCUGAAGUAUGCAUCGGAUUUCUUUUUUUAGCUGCUGUAUUUUGUGAUUUGAUCAGAGAGGGAGUGCAUUCCACCAAACAUGACAUUGUCAUGUCUGGUGAAUGUUUGGUGUGCUCUUAAUAACAUACACUCAAGCAAUGUAGUUUGGAUGUUCAGACAUACAGUCAGUGGAAAUACAUGUCUGUUCCUGCCAAAUGGCGAAAAUAGAUGUUGAGUAAGUAACUAUUGAACAUGUCUGAACGACAGGUGAAGGAAAAUAAAAACGCUGGUUUUUGCCUGUAGGUUUGUUGGGAAGCUUCACUACUUUUCAACUCAUCUUACAUGCUAAUAUGCUUUUUGUGGGGAUUGUUCUCCUUUUUUAGAGAACUGCAUUUUUACUGUACAGUGUUCCCUCGUUUGUUGUGGGGAUACGUUCCCAAAAUAGCCUGCAAUAAGUCAAAUCGGCGAGCCAACUGUACUGUAUGUUUACCAUCAUUAUAUAUGUUUUAGCCUCAGCAUACAAGCAUUAACAUGUCCUCACCUUACUCUGCUUUAAACACAUUUUCAUGAACAACCUACUUGGUUGGACACAAUUAUUGACUCAAUGACCGUGGCUGUUAUGGCUUAUUAUGUCAUUUGGGUGCAGCGCGUUUCGUCGCAUUGUGGGGUUUGUCGGGAGGAGGGCUUGUGGCCAUGCAGCGUUCAGAGUUGGCUAUUAGUCACUGUAUUGGCGGCCAGCUGUUGCUCGCCACCAAUACAGUAGCUAGUAGCUAGCUAGCAGAAGACUACAAAACUGUAAAAUUCUUUUUAAAAAGCACUAAAAUUGCAUUUUAAAAAAUCUGCAAAAAGGUGAACCGUGAUGGCGCGAGGGAACACUGUAAUGCACAGAGACCUGCAUUGUGUGGUUUGCCAAUAAAGAGAAGUGCGUUGAAUGAAAGAAAUGCAGUAGUGGAU
Messenger RNA from Dunckerocampus dactyliophorus (ringed pipefish), 3460 nucleotides. It is a transcript of the gene spg7, whose product is annotated as SPG7 matrix AAA peptidase subunit, paraplegin. NCBI's taxonomy places the organism in Eukaryota, Metazoa, Chordata, Actinopteri, Syngnathiformes, Syngnathidae. The transcript is spliced from 17 exons. The record is from RefSeq and is a predicted model, not a curated record. Gene Ontology annotation, molecular function: metalloendopeptidase activity; ATP binding; ATP-dependent peptidase activity. The coding region runs from base 112 to 2532 and encodes 806 amino acids. Gene Ontology annotation, biological process: protein-containing complex assembly; mitochondrial protein processing. Gene Ontology annotation, cellular component: m-AAA complex; membrane.